CAUACUUACUUCGAAUAAUUACUACUGCCUUCAUAUUCAUCAAGUCUCAGAUAAUCAACAUGACUCUUUGCAUUCUUGCACCAAUCCUUUUACUUUUUGUGCUGGGAAGUCUUUGCAAUGACAUUGAAUUUCACAAUUUCCAUCCACCCUAUGCUGGUGAUCUCAGAUCGCCAUGUCCAGCCUUGAACGCCCUUGCAAAUCACCAUAUCAUUCCGCACGACGGUCGUAACCUUACUGUACCAAUGCUUGUCAAAGCAUUCAACCAAUCGAUGAACAUUAGCGAUGAAUUUACGAACUUUGUGGCGACUGCGGCCCUGCCUCUUGCACCUGACGGUGGGAAGAGUGGGACAUUCAGUCUCCAAGAUAUUCAGGUUCACGGUGGCAUGGAACACGACGGCUCGUUGUCUCGCAAAGACUUUGCGCUAGGCGGGGAUGCCAACUCCUUCUCCCCUUCCGUGUUCCAAGAGUUCCUUAGCUUCUUCCAUGGGAAAGAAGAUAUCGGUGUAGCGGAUGCUGCGAGAGCAAGAUGGGGCCGCAUCGAAUCCUCACGCCACACCAAUCCAAACUUCACUUACACUGAAGGCGACCAAGCCAAUAGUUAUAUCCAAUCGGCCAUUUACCUACAAGCUCUGAGGAAUGAUACAUCGGGGGAAGUUCCAGUAGAAUGGUUGAAGAUCUGGUUUGAGGAGGAGCGAUUGCCCUACAAUGAAGGUUGGCGCCCAACGAAGAACCCCGUAAGUAGUUUGUCAUUGCUUUUGGAUGUGCUUAAACUUGCUCUCUACACGCCUGAGAAACUAGAGGAAGCAUGUGAAGAAGGAAAGGGAACUCUGUAA
Messenger RNA from Aaosphaeria arxii CBS 175.79, 833 nucleotides. Its product is annotated as Cloroperoxidase. NCBI's taxonomy places the organism in Eukaryota, Fungi, Ascomycota, Dothideomycetes, Pleosporales. The transcript has 2 exons. The record is from RefSeq and is a predicted model, not a curated record. Gene Ontology annotation, molecular function: peroxidase activity. Bases 60 to 833 code for a protein of 257 amino acids.